Beta vulgaris subsp. vulgaris (sugar beet) is the source of this 1279-nucleotide messenger RNA. RefSeq names its product peroxidase 60-like. Gene Ontology annotation, cellular component: plasmodesma; plant-type cell wall. Lineage: Eukaryota; Viridiplantae; Streptophyta; Magnoliopsida; Caryophyllales; Amaranthaceae. The transcript has 4 exons. Gene Ontology annotation, molecular function: heme binding; peroxidase activity. Bases 1 to 990 code for a protein of 329 amino acids. Gene Ontology annotation, biological process: response to oxidative stress; hydrogen peroxide catabolic process. The record is from RefSeq and is a predicted model, not a curated record.
AUGGUAGCAUUAACGAUGAAAUUAUCAAUGAAACUCGCGCUAUUAGAGCUUCUUUUGAUGAGUUUAAGCAUUAUCCCAUCUUAUGGUGUUCUUCAGGUGGGCUUCUAUAAUGGAAAAUGUAACACCACAAAUGUCGAGAAAAUAGUUUCUAAGGUUGUUAAGAAGCAUUUCAUCAGGGACAGGUUCAUCACAGCUGCCCUUGUUCGCAUGCAAUUUCAUGAUUGCUUUGUUCAUGGAUGUGAUGCUUCCAUCUUAAUUGAUGGAAAUCAAACUGAGAAGGAUGCUCUUUCUAAUGGAAGUGUCAAAGGUUUUGAAGUUAUUGAUGAGGCAAAGGCCACUUUGGAGAAAAUCUGUCCUGGAGUGGUCUCUUGUGCUGAUAUUAUUGUUAUAGCUGCUAGAGUAUCAGUUUUCUUGGAUGGAGGAAAAUGGUACCAUGUCCAAACAGGAAGAAGAGAUGGUCUCAUUUCACAAGCAAGUGAUGUCGAUCUCCCUUCACCAUAUCUAUCAAUAUCUGAAACAAUUCAAGCAUUUGCUAAGAAAGGACUAAGCAUCCAGGACAUGGUUCUUCUUUUAGGUGGUCAUAGUGUGGGAAUGACGCACUGUACUUUCAUCCAAGAUCGUCUCUACAACUUCCAACACAGCGGGAAAACUGAUCAAACUAUGAAUCCAACUCUAGCACAAUUUUUGAAAAGGAGAUGCCCUAAGGACAAAAUUGGCCAAGUAUUAAUCCCAUUGAACUCCAAGACCAAUAAUGUUAAUCUCAUAGACAACUCUUUUUAUAAGCAAAUAUUGGUAGGAAGAGGUAUACUUCAAAUAGACCAAGAAAUAGCGCUUGAUUCUAGGACUAGUGACUUUGUUAAGGAGCUAGCAAAGAACAACAAUACUUUCCUAGCUAAAUUUGGUGAAGCUAUGGUUAAGAUGGGUGCAAUUGAAGUGCUUACUGGUGAACAAGGAGAGAUUAGAAGGUCUUGCAAUUCUAGCCUUAGGUAAGCAAAUGGAAUGGUGCAGGAUUACAAAAGUGGAUCUACAACAGGUUCGACAAGCUUAUGAAUCCGCAACUUUUUGUACAAAAAAUAGUUUUCCCUGUAUCUCUUUUUAAUUUUGUACUUUUACUUGAUGUCAAAAAAAAAAGGUCUUGCAAUUCUUUAACUUAUAAGCGAUGAGCUUAGAGAUGUUUUACAUUUGCAAAUUGAAUGUAUUUUUGGGUUCAUGAGAAUGUUUAUUGAGGUUAUCUUUAGCUCAUGAAUGUUCGUACUCAAAUUUGUUUUCCUUUAUUUGA